Macrosiphum euphorbiae (potato aphid) is the source of this 765-nucleotide messenger RNA. NCBI's taxonomy places the organism in Eukaryota, Metazoa, Arthropoda, Insecta, Hemiptera, Aphididae. The record is from the annotation of a GenBank genome assembly.
AUGAUGGCUUACAUCCAAAUAUUGGCGAUCGUGCUGUGCUCUUGCUUCAUACAGGACUCGUUUUCAGUGGUAAGAGUCCGCAAAGCGACAUCGGCAGCUCCGGUCAAUGGCGAGGCAGCCUUGCAGUUGGCGGGCGCUGAUGACCAGGGGGCUGCGAUGACUCCGGUGAGGAGGACCAAGACGGUGACCAGGGUUGUGGCCCCAUCACCACCAGCCAAGUACCCGCACCUGUCAGCCGUGAAGGGCAUGUUCUGGAACGCGUUUGAGAACAUCAACCGGGCCAACGAGUACGGCAAGCUAAACUGUAGGGCGGCGAGGAACAUGUUGAGUAACGUGCUCAUCAACAAACUGUUCUGGACGUCAGUGAUUGGAGCCCUCAAGAGGCGGGUCAAGGUGACUAAUGACAGUAAACGGGCCGUCGGCCAUAUCCGGAUGUGCAACGCGCUCACCACCGCCAUCACCAGUCCGAAUGCCAUGCAGGGCUUCCAGGAUGUGGCCAACGAGGUUUACGGCACCGUGUCCCGCAUCCAGUCGGACGUGGGCAAGGACGCCCUGCGGCUGGUCACCGAAAUGGUCAAGGGUGGCGAGGUGAACAGAGGCCUGGACACGAUCACUAGCAUCGUGAACAAAAUCAAUUUCAACCCUAGGAUGUUGGUCAAGGGAUUUGCCAUGCUCCGCAAAACGCUCAACCUUGGCGGCGCAAUGCAAAUGGGCGGUGGUCUGACCAGGGGCAUCAUGUCGCUUACGUCCAAGUUCAACAAGUAG